Messenger RNA from Elgaria multicarinata webbii, 3483 nucleotides. It is a transcript of the gene SEC24D, whose product is annotated as SEC24 homolog D, COPII coat complex component. Gene Ontology annotation, cellular component: endoplasmic reticulum exit site; COPII vesicle coat. The record is from RefSeq and is a predicted model, not a curated record. Bases 66 to 3167 code for a protein of 1033 amino acids. Lineage: Eukaryota; Metazoa; Chordata; Lepidosauria; Squamata; Anguidae. The transcript has 23 exons. Gene Ontology annotation, molecular function: zinc ion binding; SNARE binding. Gene Ontology annotation, biological process: COPII-coated vesicle cargo loading; endoplasmic reticulum to Golgi vesicle-mediated transport; intracellular protein transport.
CGGGGCAGGGGGCGCUGGUCAGAUUUUCAUGAUAAGCUUUCCUUUGAAAAGAAAAUAUUGUUGAAAUGAAUCAGCAGGGGUAUGUUGCAACACCUCCAUAUUCUCAGUCCCAGCCAGGAAUGGGAGGGUUUUCUACUGGCUUUGGACAACCGGCUUCUUCCCCUCUGUAUGGGCACUAUGGUGAUACAAAUCCAUCAUCCUCUGCACCUCAGUCAGCUAUGUUGAAAACAAACGUGCCUUUUGGGUCUGCUGCUCCCAUUGGAUCUCCACCUCAAAACACCCACCAGUUUAACCAACUCAGUCACCAGAAUGGACCUAGCACUGCAGCUCAACAACCACACAGGUUUCCAGCUUCUCCAGCUUCUUAUCCCCCAUACUGCCAUCCAUCACAGUCCUCCUAUCUGAACAGCCCUCCCUCUUCAUCUACAGUACAGCUGGCUAAUCAGCUUGGCAGCAUGCAAAUAAAUAGUUACGGUCCCAGUAAUGCUCCAAACACUCCGCCUUGUCUGCCUUCUGGCCUUCCGCCAUCUUUGCCAGGUCCACCGCCUCGACCACAUCAGAUGCCCUUGUCGUCCGGACCUCAGAUUUCUCCACCGCCAGCAAAUAACUUGACUAAUCAGUGCUGUCCACCUUCAUUUCCUUCAAUGGCCAGGCAGGAGGGGAUUCCUGGCCCAAGCCCAUCGAACACCAACUUGCCACAGCAACCCUCCGGCGAACCCCCAGGGCCUGGGUUUCCUCCACAGUAUGGAAACUAUGGCCCUCCAAUGGGAGGGGCACAGCUGUCUUAUCCAGGUGGUCUUCCCUCAGGUCCAACACAAUUGGCUGGACCACAGCAGAGGAAACUUGAUCCUGAUUCCAUCCCAAGCCCAAUUCAGGUAAUCGAAAAUGACAAAGUUGCUAGAGGAGACCAAAUCUAUGCUACUAACAUCAGAGGUCAAGUUCCUCCACUGGUUACUACAGAUUGUGUGAUCCAAGAUCAAGGUAAUGCCAGUCCUCGUUACCUUCGAUGUACCACCUAUUGCUUUCCUUCAUCUUCAGAUCUGGCAAAACAGGCUCAGAUUCCUUUAGCUGCUAUCAUCAAACCUUUUGCAAAUGUUCUACCAAAUGAGACACCCCUUUACAUGGUAAACCAUGGGGAAACGGGGCCUAUCCGGUGCAACAGGUGCAAAGCAUAUAUGUGCCCCUUCAUGCAGUUCAUUGAGGGGGGAAGAAAAUAUCAGUGUGGAUUUUGUAGCUGUGUGAACGAUGUGCCUCCAUUCUAUUUUCAACAUCUGGACCACGUUGGCAGAAGAAUAGACCACUACGAAAGGCCAGAGUUAUCUCUAGGAUCAUACGAAUAUAUUGCUACUUUAGAUUAUUGCAAGAACAACAAGCCUUCACAGCCACCAGCCUAUAUCUUCAUGAUUGAUGUGUCAUACAAUAACAUAAAGAGUGGUCUUGUUAAGCUCAUCUGUGAGGAACUAAAGACUGUGCUGGAUAGACUUCCAAGGGAGAAACAAGAGGAGGCGUCAACUAUCCGAGUUGGAUUUGUUACAUACAAUAAAGUCCUCCAUUUCUUCAAUGUGAAGAGCAAUCUUGCACAGCCUCAGAUGAUGGUCGUCACUGAUGUCAGUGAAGUGUUUGUGCCUUUGCUGGAUGGCUUCCUUGUCAACUUUCAAGAGUCACGAUCAGUUAUAAAUAACUUGCUAGACCAGAUUCCAGAGAUGUUUGCAGACACUAAUGAGAGCGAGACUGUCUUUGCUCCUGUGAUCCAAGCUGGAAUGGAAGCCCUAAAGGCAGCAGAAUGUGCUGGAAAGUUGUUUAUCUUCCAUGCUUCAUUGCCAACUGCAGAAGCACCAGGGAAGCUGAAGAGCAGAGAUGAUAGAAAACUGGUCAAUACAGAAAAGGAGAAGACGCUGUUUCAGCCCCAGACAAAUAUUUAUGAGACCCUGGCCAGAGACUGCGUUGCUAAUGGCUGCUGUGUGGAUCUGUUCCUUUUCCCAAACCAGUAUGUUGAUGUAGCCUCCAUGGGCCUUGUUACUAUGCACACUGGAGGAACUCUGUACAAAUACAACAAUUUUCAGGUACAUUCUGACAAUCACCAAUUUCUGAAUGACCUCAGGAAGAAUAUAGAAAAAAGGAUGGGAUUUGAUGCUAUCAUGAGGGUUCGUACCAGCACAGGUUUCAGGCCAACAGACUUCUUGGGAGCCAUUUACAUGAACAACACCACUGAUGUUGAAAUGGCGGGAGUAGAUUGCGACAAAGCAGUGACGGUGGAAUUCAAGCAUGACGACAAGUUGAAUGAAGACAGUGGGGCUCUAAUCCAGUGUGCAGUGCUUUACACAUCCAUGGGUGGUCAAAGACGACUCCGCAUACAUAACGUGGGGCUUAACUGUAGCUCCCAGUUAGCUGAUGUCUACAAGAGCUGCGAGACUGAUGCGCUAAUGAAUUUCUUUGCUAAAUCGGCAUACAAAGCCAUUCUAAGCCAACCUUUGAAGACUGUCCGUGAGAUCCUGGUGAAUCAGACAGCUCGCAUGUUGGCAUGUUACAGAAAGAACUGUGCCAGCCCAUCUGCAGUGAGCCAGCUUAUCCUUCCUGAUGCAAUGAAGGUGCUCCCCGUCUACAUGAACUGUCUUCUGAAGAGCUGUGUGCUUAUGGGCAAGCCAGAAAUUCCCACAGAUGAAAGAACCCUUCACAGGCAGCUGGUCAUGUCCAUGGAUGUUGCUGGCACCCAACUUUUAUUCUACCCACAGCUACUGCCAAUUCACACUAUGGAUGCAAAUAGCGACGUAUUCCCCUCUGCUGUUCGCUGCUCAGAAGAACGUCUUUCUGAAGGAGGGUUGUUCUUGUUGGCCAAUGGGCUUCACAUGUUCUUGUGGCUGGGAGCCAGUGCCCCGCCAGAACUUAUCCAGGGGAUAUUUAAUGUGCCUUCCGUCGCACAUGUCAGCACUGAGGCUACUCAACUUCCAGAAGUGGAGAAUCCCUACUCUACGAAGCUGAGGUCAAUGAUAGAUCAGCUCCAGAGCAAAACGCCUUAUUUCAUGAAGAUCCUGAUUGUGAAGCAAAGAGAACAGCCAGAGAUGGUUUUCAAACAAUUCCUAGUUGAAGACAAGAAUGUUUACGGAGGAGCUUCUUACGUGGAUUUCUUAUGUUGUGUUCAUAAAGAGAUCUGCCAACUGCUCAACUAAUGAAUGCUUGAAUAUUAAUUCUUUUGCAUCUUUCAAGAGGGACUAUUCUUAAGUGACCAAACACCACAAGGUGCUUUUUAAUGCGACUUGUUUGUACAGUUUCUAAUUUCAUACACUAGAGCCCUUUUUCAUAAUAAUGUACCCAAAUUACAGUUAUGUAGAAUAAGCAAGUUUGUGCUCAGGUAUAACUCCUGUGGGAGAGCCUUUACCUUUCUUUACAAAGAAAUAACUUUCUUAUGGCAAGCUUUGGAAUCCUGGAAUCUGUCAAAGCUUAAAGCAUGUGGUUUUCAUUUCAAAAACUUUAAUAAAUUGCAAA